AUGGCAGACCAUACAUUCUGGCAGUACAUCCGCCUCAAAGCAAUCGUUGCUUUCAUCCGUCUCGUAAACUACAUCUUCACACGUCCUCACUUCAAGCCCUCAACAACAUGCAACCGCAAACUCAUCCGCAUUGCCUCCCGCGACCUCAACCGCUUCAUCAAUGCUUGGAUUUACUACCCAAACAAUUACACCGACGCUAAAAAGUAUGGUCUUGUGAUCAAUUGGCACGGCGGUGCUUAUACUCUCCCGAAUCUGGGCAUGGACCACCAAUUCUGCGAGAAAAUAGCCGCAGAGAACAAUCUGCUUGUUCUUGACGCCGAUUACCGAAAAGCACCCGAGCACCCUCUUCCUGGAGCUGUUGAAGACGCUGAAGAUACUCUUAGAUGGGUUGAGAGCCAGGCGCAAAUGUUUGAUCUUGACAGAGUUGCCUUGUCGGGUUUCAGCUCUGGAGGUAAUCUAGCGCUCGUUUCAUCAUCUGAACUAAGGCGUGAGUUCAAGAUGAACAUCAGGGCUGUAUACGCUUUCUACCCAGGCGUUGACUUAUCCAUUCCGCCCGAGGAGAAAACAAUUCCGAAACCCAUCCGACCUCUUCCCGUGUCUUUCCAGCAUCUUCUCGCUGACGCGUACGUACCGCGUAUUGAGGACCGCAAGUCGCCCAAAGUAUCGCCCAUGUACGCCGAGGGAACCUCCUUUCCAAAGUAUGUUAUGCUUGUUGCAUGUUCUGGAGAUAUUUUCACGCCCGAGAUCGAAAUUUUUGGAAAGAAGUUGGAGCGGGCUGGUCGUGAUGUCGAGAUCGUCAGGGUCGAAGGGGCUCAUGGAUGCGAUAAGACUACGAACCCAAAGACAUUCAGGCCUGAGGCGAGAGAUUUCGCGUAUGCUAAGGUGGUCCAAAGCUUACACAGUAUUAUGCAAUAA
Messenger RNA from Fusarium musae, 915 nucleotides. RefSeq lists its product as uncharacterized. Gene Ontology annotation, molecular function: hydrolase activity. The transcript has a single exon. Bases 1 to 915 code for a protein of 304 amino acids. Lineage: Eukaryota; Fungi; Ascomycota; Sordariomycetes; Hypocreales; Nectriaceae. The record is from RefSeq and is a predicted model, not a curated record.